Penicillium brevicompactum is the source of this 990-nucleotide messenger RNA. Its product is annotated as fungal specific transcription factor domain-containing protein. Gene Ontology annotation, biological process: DNA-templated transcription; positive regulation of transcription by RNA polymerase II. The coding region runs from base 1 to 990 and encodes 329 amino acids. The transcript has 3 exons. Gene Ontology annotation, molecular function: zinc ion binding; DNA-binding transcription factor activity, RNA polymerase II-specific; sequence-specific DNA binding. The record is from RefSeq and is a predicted model, not a curated record. Lineage: Eukaryota; Fungi; Ascomycota; Eurotiomycetes; Eurotiales; Aspergillaceae.
AUGCGACAGUGCCCAGAGACCCUGAAACGAAAGCGAGACGAUCUUGAAGGUCAGGUUCAAGGUCAACGUGCUCGUAUUCAGCAAGAUGAGCAACACGAGCCACCCUGCAGUCCCGCCAAUCGCGUCGAACACCCUCAAGGCAAUGUCAACAGUGGUUUGCAGGAUGUAGCAGACACCACUGUUCAGGCAGCCAUGGGUGAGGUCGGUCUGCUAUCGCGUAGCGCCAUGGCAGAGCCACGAGAUGAGAUGAGCGGCUUCUCACAGGAGCUUGCCAUGGGCCGCAUGGUACGCGCCACUAUAGCCAUCUCUGGAAAAGACCCCACAAAAUCAAUGGCAAACCCACACAGUGCAAUAAUUCCGACUUGUGAUCAAGCGAAUUCUCUGACCAGGGACAUUGCAUUGCCUUACGUGACUCGUUUCAUUGAGAGCAUGGAACCACAAUUCCUCCAUCUCAGAGAGUCCCGCAUAUGGGAGGAAUUUGAAACAUACUUCCGCGAGGCGAACGAUGAUUUCAGAUCUUUGGCCAAGGGCCGAGUGAUUUCGUUCAAUGUUUACAUGAAUACCGCAAUGGGGAUGCUUCUUUCUCCAGACUCCACCGGCCUACAGGGCUUUGCAAGUAGUUUGCAGGCAAUAGCGAUGAGAAUGUUCGCUGGGAUCCUCGAGUCGGGAAGCAGAUUUGAUAUCUUGCAUUGCAUGCUGUCACUUAUCAUCUACUCCAUGCAAACCUCGCUUGGUGGGUCAACUUGGCACUUGCUAGGACUCGCCAUGCAAAAGGCAAUCACAUUUGGUUUCUAUAAAGACCCAAAUCCUGCGCAUAAUCUACCCAGCGAACAACUCAGAGACAGAAGAGACAUCUUUUGGGGGCUCUAUACAAUGGAUCGGACCAUUAGUAUCGUCAUGGAUCGCCCUUUUAACAUAGAGGAUAAUGAUAUCCACAUCCUGGUACGGGUCUAUUCAAAGUCAAUCCAGAUCGCUUUGACCCCAAGCUGA